AUGGUGGAAAUCCAUGAAAGUGCUCUGGAACUCCGCUCUGACAUCUCUUUGCAAUCUGUUAUCCCAACAGGCUGUGACUGGUCUCACCCCAAGAUGACGUCCCCCAAAAACAAAGCCAAGAAGAAACCACCUAAGGACAGCAUGACGCUGCUGCCGUGCUUUUAUUUUGUAGAGCUCCCCAUCGUCCUGUCCUCCUUGGUGUCCCUGUACUUCCUGGAGCUGACAGAUGUGUUGUCCCCCGCAAUGGUGGGCUUCCGUUGCCAUGACCGCGACCUCUCCAUGCCCUACAUAGAGACGGGCGAUGAGCUCAUCCCACUGUUGAUGCUUCUGAGUUUGGCCUUCGCUGGUCCUGCAGCGUCCAUAAUGAUGGGAGAGGGACUAAUGUACUGUAUGCAAUCCAAGCUGAAGACUUGUCCCAAGUCAGAGAGCAGCAUCAAUGCUGGAGGCUGCAGCUUCAACUCCUUCCUACGCAGAACUGUGCGCUUCGUGGGUGUUCAUGUGUUCGGUCUCCUGGCAACAGCCCUGGUGACAGAUGUCAUCCAGCUCGCUACUGGUUACCACGCCCCUUUCUUCCUCACCGUCUGCCAGCCCAAUUACACGGCCCCGGGAGUGUCAUGUGACAACAAUGCCUACAUCAUGCAGGACAUCUGCAUGGGGAAAGACCAGUAUGCCAUCAUGUCAGCAAGGAAAACAUUUCCAUCCCAGCAUGCAACACUCUCUGGCUUCGCUGCUGUCUAUAUCUCCAUGUAUUUUAAUGCCAGCAUCAGCAGCACGACCAAACUGCUGAAGCCGCUCCUGGUGUUUGCUUUCUGCAUGGCGGCAGGCCUCGCCGGGCUGACACAGAUAACUCAGCACCGCAGUCACCCAAUAGACGUCUACGUGGGAUACCUCAUAGGAGCCGGCAUUGGCGUCUACCUGGCUGUGUAUGCAGUGGGAAACUUCAAAGCAUCAGAAGAAGAUGCUCCCUCUUUACAGAGACUGGCCUCGGCUCAGCAGAAGGACAGCCUGAGGGUGCUGAGCCAGCGUGGUCAUGACUCCCUGUAUAGGAAGACUCCCAGGGUGUCCGAGAGCAGAGAGGAGCUGGGGGCAGGACUGGGAUCUGGGGCCCGAAGUAAAGUGAGGAGGGAGAAGGCGUCCCUGGCCUCCCUCAAACGAGCAAGCGCCGAUGUGGAGCUCCUGGCAGCCCGGGGUCCCAUGGGCAAGGAAACCAUGGUAACCUUCAGCAACACAUUGCCCCGAGUUGCAAACGGCAACAGCCCCAUCUCCCCCUCGGAGGAGCCAGUUGCCACGCAGCGCCACAUGACCUUCCAUGUGCCCUUUGACCCCCAAAGGUCUCACCAGCUGGUGUCGGAGUGGAAGCAGCGAUCACUGGAGCUCCGCAGCCAGAGCUCACGAGACGAAGAGGAGGGAAUGGAUGGAAGAGAUGGAGGAGAAGAAGGAGGAGGAGCAGCAGCAGCAGUAGGAGAAGGAGGAGAUCAGGGGAUGCCUUCCUCUCUUUAUCCCACGGUGCAAGCCAACAAGGGCACCGCCACACCAACUGGAGCCAGGAUGGUGGUGGCACCCCCACUUGUUCACAUCCCCGAGGAGGCGUCUCGGCCACCGCCCGUCUCACCCAAGAGCGCUAAAACCCGUGCCAAGUGGCUGUCGCUCACAGAGGGAGGAGGGAUGAAAGAGCCAGGAACAGGGCCCAUUGCGGUGUCAACUCCCCGUGUGCCCAACACGCAGCCCAACCAGCCGCCAAGCCAGCAAAGAGUCACACAGGUGAUAGCUAUGUCAAAGCAGCCGGGUCAUGGGCCCAUCACCUCGUCCACGAAGACAUCAGAGGGUGGCUCCUCCUCCGGCGGUGGGUCCAACUGCUCUGAGUCACCCUACUACCGGAUCCCAUCUGAUCGAGACAGCUGCACCGGGAGCAACCCGGGAAGUAUCGCCGGCAGCGGGAGCAUCGUCACAAUCGACGCUCAUGCCCCUCACCACCCGGUGGUGCGUGUGUCGGCCAGCAAUGGCAAGCCGUGGGAGUGGAGAAACACCAUCAGCGGCAACAUGAUGACCACUGACACAGCAGGGGAGAAACACCGCACGACCCUACAGCGACAGGACAAUGUCAGUCACUACCGGGAUUAUCGGACACUCCCAGUGAAAACAGACUCGCUGUGCUCCUCCUCGGCCAGUGGCAGUGCUGAAGGAGGGGCAGAGCUGCCUCCCCCACCUCUCCCCACCUCCUCCUCCCCUCUGCCUCCCCCACCUCAGCUGUCAUCAUCCCCUCUUCCACCACCGCCUCCUCACUCGUCAUCUUCCCCUCUGCCUCCCCCUCCACAGCCGAGCUCCUCUCCAUUGCCUCCUCCUCUCCCUCACCCUGCCUCCUCCCACAUGCCUCUGCCUCCUCACCUAUCCGCUCAAAUGUCCCCACCACCCCUCCCAUCAUCCUCUCAAAUGCCGCCACCUCCUCACCCAUCUUCCUCCCAUAUGCCACCACCUCCUCACCCAUCUAGCUGUCAAAUGCCCCCACCUCCUCAACCAUCCUCUUCCAUGCCACCGCCUCCUCACCCGUCCUGCUCCAUCAUGCUCCCCCCUCCUCCCCACCCCGAUUUACUGAUGGACGGCCACAGUCAGACGUUGUCCCGCUCUUCCACCCUGCCUCGUCGGCCUUCCGUCUCCGCCCGCAGCCAUGCUGAGCAGGAAAACUAUUACAAGGCCAUGCAGAACGAGAGGAUGUUAUAG
Toxotes jaculatrix (banded archerfish) is the source of this 2718-nucleotide messenger RNA. RefSeq names its product phospholipid phosphatase-related protein type 3-like. The record is from RefSeq and is a predicted model, not a curated record. Gene Ontology annotation, molecular function: phosphatidate phosphatase activity. Gene Ontology annotation, biological process: phospholipid metabolic process; phospholipid dephosphorylation; signal transduction. The transcript has 8 exons. The coding region runs from base 1 to 2718 and encodes 905 amino acids. Lineage: Eukaryota; Metazoa; Chordata; Actinopteri; Toxotidae.